AUGGCAGUUCAAGAAGUCAACCCAAAGAUUGUUGGAGGAAGUCAUGCCAAAGAAGGAGCCUGGCCCUGGGUCGUCAGUCUAUAUUUUGACAACAGGCUGUUGUGUGGUGCUUCUCUGGUCAGCCCUGACUGGCUGGUGUCUGCGGCUCACUGCGUGUAUGGGCGCAAUGAACCACCAACUCAGUGGAAAGCAAUUCUGGGCCUGCAUAUGGCAUCAAACCUGAGUUCUCCUCAUAUCGAAACACGGUUGAUAGACCAAAUUAUCAUAAAUCCACAUUAUAAUAAAAGGGUUAAGGACAGUGACAUCGCCAUGAUGCACCUCGAAUUUAAAGUGAAUUACACAGAUUAUAUACAACCUAUUUGCUUACCAGAAGAAAAUCAAGUUUUUCCUGCAGGAAAAAAGUGUUCUAUUGCUGGCUGGGGUAGACUUUCUUCUCAAGCUCCUCCUGCAGACGUAUUGCAAGAAGCUGAAGUUCCUCUUAUAUCAAAUGAGAAAUGCCAACAACAGAUGCCAGAAUAUAACAUUACAGAAAACAUGGUCUGUGCAGGCUAUGAAAGAGGAGGAAUUGAUACCUGUCAGGGAGAUUCAGGAGGACCAUUAAUGUGCCAAGAGGAUGACAGGUGGUUCCUGGCAGGUGUGACAUCCUUUGGAAAAGGGUGUGCGCUACCCAAACGCCCAGGGGUCUAUGUCCGUGUCCCAAGAUUCGUGGAAUGGAUACAGAGUUUUCUGCAUUAG
This is a messenger RNA of Talpa occidentalis (Iberian mole), 735 nucleotides long. Its product is annotated as enteropeptidase-like. The coding region runs from base 1 to 735 and encodes 244 amino acids. The record is from RefSeq and is a predicted model, not a curated record. Lineage: Eukaryota; Metazoa; Chordata; Mammalia; Eulipotyphla; Talpidae. Gene Ontology annotation, molecular function: serine-type endopeptidase activity. Gene Ontology annotation, biological process: proteolysis. The transcript is spliced from 5 exons.